Messenger RNA from Vigna umbellata (rice bean), 1009 nucleotides. It is a transcript of the gene NCLPP7, whose product is annotated as nuclear-encoded CLP protease P7. Gene Ontology annotation, molecular function: serine-type endopeptidase activity; ATPase binding; ATP-dependent peptidase activity. Lineage: Eukaryota; Viridiplantae; Streptophyta; Magnoliopsida; Fabales; Fabaceae. Gene Ontology annotation, biological process: protein quality control for misfolded or incompletely synthesized proteins. Gene Ontology annotation, cellular component: endopeptidase Clp complex. The record is from RefSeq and is a predicted model, not a curated record.
ACACAAGCAUAAGAAAACCAAAUCAGAGAAGCCCUAAUCAAAGCAAAGCUAAUCGAAAAACCCCAACUUCGGAUCGUGUUGGGAGCCAUGAGAGGUUUUGCGCGAAGCUCGAACUCGUUGACGAGGAAGUUGUUCCAUGGAAGGAACGUUCAAUCCCAAUGCAGUAGUCGUUCGUACAGUCUCAUCCCAAUGGUGAUUGAGCACUCUUCCCGAGGGGAGAGGGCUUACGACAUCUUCUCGCGCCUCCUCAAGGAGCGCAUUAUCUGCAUCAAUGGACCCAUCUCCGACGACACUGCUCACGUCGUCGUUGCGCAGCUCCUCUUCCUCGAAUCCGAAAACCCUUCCAAACCCAUCAACAUGUACGUCAACUCCCCUGGUGGUGCCGUCACCGCAGGGCUAGCUAUUUAUGAUACGAUGCAGUAUAUUAGGUCUCCGGUCAGUACGGUAUGCAUGGGCCAAGCUGCAUCCAUGGGUUCUCUCCUAUUGGCUGCGGGUGCCAGGGGGGAGAGGCGGGCUCUUCCAAAUGCAUCAAUCAUGAUUCACCAACCUUCUGGUGGUUUUAGUGGCCAGGCAAAGAAUAUUGCGGUUCAUGCCAAGCAGAUCGUUCGGGUUUGGGAUUCUUUGAAUGAGUUGUAUGCCAAGCACACGGGCAAGUCGGUUGAGGUCAUUCAGGCAAAUAUGGACGCAGAUAACUUCAUGAGUCCACAAGAGGCCAAAGAGUUUGGGAUCAUUGACGAGGUCAUUGAUCAGAGACCUAUCACUUUGGUUUCUGAUGCUGUUGGUAAUGAAGGGAAAGACAAAGGUUCCAAUUAGAUCCAGAUGGAGGGUAAGAUUUCUUUUGGGAAUCCUUGCUGUAUUUAAAUGCUUUGCCUGUCACCUUAGGUAUAAGUUGCAGCUGAUAUAGUUUUAUCAACCAAACAUAAUCUGUCAGUUUUGAGUUAGACUUGAUCAUUAAACUUCAGUAUUGUGCUCAAUUCGGUUUCAUAAUUUCAUUGGCAUAUUUUUUUGU